AUGAAGGACGACAGUCACAUAAUAGGAACUUUGGAAGUCAGAGAUGAUAUAUCUCAUGAGAGUAAGCUCUCACCUCUUGUUGAAGGUACAGUCAUUGGUGAGAUUGAGGGAAGUGGUAAAUACCGGCGGUCUUUCAAAACGAGACAUAUACAGAUUGUCGCUUUAGGGUCCAACAUAGGGUCUGGAAUUUUUAUUUCUACUGGUAAAGCUCUCCGUUAUGCAGGGCCAGGAAACAUGAUUAUUGGCUACAGCAUUGUUUGUUGUAUGGUUAUAUGUGUGCUGGACCUUAUCACUGAGAUGUCGAUUGUAUAUCCGUCAAGUGGAAAUUUCAUUGACUUCACCGAACGCUUUUUGGAUCCAGCAGCUGCCUUUGCACUUGGUCUGGGGGAGUGGCUUGCAUGGACUACAGUCAUGGCCUCAGAAGGCUCAGCUACAACAACGCUUAUUAGCUACUGGACAGAUGCUGUUCCUGUUGCUGCAUGGAUGAGCAUAAUUGUGGUGGUCACAUUCGGAAUUCACUUGCUACCCAAUAUCUGGUUCGCAGAAUUUCAGUAUCUUACAUCGAUUUUGAAAAUGAUUAUGCUGGUAAUGAUCACAGUUACGUGUAUUGUGAUGUGCUCUGGAGGAGGACCAACUGGGACUGUCCACGGAGGAGAAUUCUGGGAUACCACAAAGUACGAUCUCUUCAAAAAUGGAGUGCGUGGAAUUUCUUAUUGUUGUCUGUAUUGUCUUUGGGGUGUGGGUGACCAGGUUUUUGUUGGCAUGCUGGCAGGCGAAGCUAGAUGCCCUCGCUUCAGCAUGCCUCGUACUGUCAAAAGCGCCGGGCUCCGAAUUUUAGGUUUCUUCAUGGUGCUUGUCUUAUUCAUCACACUUCUCGUUCCUGAAACAGACGAGAGACUUUACGGUACAGCGGGCUCUAUUGCUAGUUCCCCAUUUAUCAUUGCAAUGAACGACGCAGGUAUAAAAGUGCUACCAGACUUUAUAAAUGCGCUCAUGGCCAUAUUUCUCAUUCUUGGAGGUCUCGAACCUAUAUACAUAGCGUCCAGAUGCAUGAGACACCUUGCGGUCCGAGGAAUGCUACCCAGAUUGCUGGCUAAGGUAGACAACAAAGGAAGACCUUUAUGGUCUUUAGGGGUUACGUGCGUUUUUACCAUUGCUUUCACUUAUAUGAACUGUGCCAGUACUGGUGCUACGGUUUUUACGUGGUUUUCCUCCAUUACAACCACAAUUUUUAUGGUGGUGUGGCUUGUAAUGGGUAUCGUAUCAAUCAGAUUUAGGAUGGCAGUCAAAAAGCAAAAAUCGUCAAUUCUUGAUACCACGUUUUCAUACAAGUCCAAACUCUUUCCUGUGGGUCCAAUAUUUGUGUCACUUGGCUCAUUUCUCAUUCUUUUGGGUUUAUUUUAUGCCUCACUCUUUCCCGCAGGAGGGACUCCAAAUGCUUACGACUUCUUUACAACCUACUUAGGCGUCCCAUUAGUUAUCGUUACUUAUCUUGGCUACAAACUGGUUUUCAAAACAAGAUUUGCGAGAUCCGCUACAAUAGACUUAUUGGAAGGGUACAGACCUCUCACAGACGUGGAAGUAAAAAUAAUGGAGACGUACACUUCCAUGCCAUGGUACAGAAGGAUGUGGACAUAUAUCAAUGUGAUUGACGAGAAAGAUUUGACAUGA
This is a messenger RNA of Ogataea polymorpha, 1671 nucleotides long. RefSeq lists its product as uncharacterized. NCBI's taxonomy places the organism in Eukaryota, Fungi, Ascomycota, Pichiomycetes, Pichiales, Pichiaceae. The transcript has a single exon. Gene Ontology annotation, molecular function: amino acid transmembrane transporter activity. The record is from RefSeq and is a predicted model, not a curated record. Gene Ontology annotation, biological process: amino acid transmembrane transport. Gene Ontology annotation, cellular component: membrane. The coding region runs from base 1 to 1671 and encodes 556 amino acids.